UGCAUUGGUUGUCAGCAAAUGUGACAUCUGCCGUUUGUGAUGCCGGGUGAUGGUGGAACUGCCGCUAUCCUUCAUUUGGGCGAUGGUGAAAGCAACCAAAGGAGAAAUCUUUGGCUUGGCCAUGAAUUUGUCGACGAGGAGACUGCAGGGCAUGUGAGAAGUGUAGUGCUGGCGGCUGGAGUCAUGGCUCUCAUGCAGGUACUGACACUUCUGAUGGCAGUAUCCACCGGUCGGAAUUUGCAGGGGGCGUUUGUCAACUUCCUGCUUGGCAUGAUCUUGCCUGGCUGUGGGUACUUUGGUGCCACGAAAAGCAGCUCGCAGCUGAUGUGUUGCUUUUCCUGCACAAGCCUUUUGUUUGCCAUUUCGCAAGCGCUGGUUAUGGCCAACGUGCUGUUGGCGGUUUGGAUCAUCAGCGAGAACGAGGAGGUUCUAUGUGAAGCUGUGUGUGCUGUGAUUGGCUGCAACAACCACAGUGCAUUGUGCUCUUGUGAGAUAGGCUGUGGUGAGAAGUGCUGCGGCGACUUUCUGGAGGUGUGCCACAAUGGCAAUCAGCUGACCUCACCAUUGGGCUGCAAAAGCCUGGAAUCCACCGUGACCGUCAGCACCCACGUGGCAACCGUGGUCAUUCUGAUCAUAUCUCCGCUGGUGAUCGGGUUGAGUGUCUAUGCGUGGCAUCACGGCACCAAGCUUUGGGCAAGAUUGUCGCAAGGUGAUGAGCUUCUGGUUCAACGACAUCUUGCCGAGGCGGUCGAAUAGCUGUCCAAAGUGACGCUGAGUGAGAGGACAAUGCUGCACUGGAUACCACUGGAUCGUGGAUUUCGGCUCCCUUUGGAGCGCUGCUCAUGGUCGCCGUGAAAAUGGGAUUGUGGC
This is a messenger RNA of Durusdinium trenchii, 870 nucleotides long. NCBI's taxonomy places the organism in Eukaryota, Dinophyceae, Suessiales, Symbiodiniaceae. The record is from the annotation of a GenBank genome assembly.